UGUGUUUUCCAACCCACCAGGUUACUGAUUAAAGACAUGGCCUCCCAUACGGAUUCGAAGUAUGAGUUCGGUGGUCCGUGCCGGGGCCAUCACACUGGGCCUCCCCAUUCUGCUCUACUUUUUUGUCUUUGCUUGCAAUGAUAUAACUGGCUGCCCGGCGCCAUCUCUCUUAAACCCUCGUACCUUGAGCUGGGAGGUGCUAAGGUUGGAGAUUGGAUGGCCCAAUGGGGGCAUUUGGGAGCUAGGCAGCUGGCAGGUGACGGGCUUGGUCCUCGCGUAUUAUCUGCUAAGCAUGAUCCUCUGGAGGAUACUUCCUGCCCAUGAAACUAAUGGCACAAAGCUGGUCCAACAUGGUCGCCCAUUGACGUACCGCUUUAACUCGUUCCCGUCCACCAUUAUCCAACUUGUAUUCUGUGGCGUUGGCACAUAUCUCAAUGGUGCCGAAUUUUUUGUCUGGACGUACAUUGCAGACAACUAUGUGCAAAUAUUGACUGCCAAUAUUCUAAUCUCCUAUGCGUUGUCUGUCAUCGUAUACGUCCGCAGCUUCAGCGUGAACACGAAUUACCCAAAUACUGAACUCCGCGAGCUAGCCGCAGGUGGCAAUACGGGCAACUUUGUUUAUGAUUUCUAUAUCGGUCGCGAGCUGAACCCUCGUGUGACUCUACCCUUCUUCGGCGAGGUGGACAUUAAAACGUGGUGCGAAAUGCGUCCCGGUCUGACCGGGUGGAUAUUGCUCGAUCUCGCUUUCAUUGCCAAGCAAUACCGUACGUAUGGCUUCAUCUCUGAUAGCAUCAUCUUCACUACAUUUGUGCAAGCGUUUUACGUUUUCGACGGUCAGCGUAACGAGCCCGGCAUCCUCACGAUGAUUGACAUCACCACGGAUGGCUUUGGAUUCAUGCUGUCUUUCGGUGAUCUCGCAUGGGUGCCCUUCCUGUACUCAACCCAGUGCCGAUACCUGUCUGUCUACCCAUUACACCUUGGGUGGACAGGUAUCGCCGCUGUAAGUGCAGUGUUCGCACUAGGGCUCUACAUCUUCCGCGCUGCCAACACGCAAAAGAACGUCUUCCGCACACAGCCAAAUGACCCAAGUGUAGUGAACCUGUCUUACAUCCAAACGAAACGAGGAACAAGGCUGCUUACUGCAGGGUGGUGGGGUAUGUCUCGGCAUAUCAAUUACUUUGGUGACUGGCUGCAAGCCUCGCCCUUCAGCUUGCCGACGGGUCUUGCAGGUUAUACUAUCCUGUCUGCCAGUAGCGCGGCGGCCUUAUCAGCGGAUUUCAGGAUGCUUGAUGGGCGAGAGGUUAUCCAAGGUGAUGCCAAGGGUUGGGGCGCCAUUUUUACCUACUUCUAUGUGCUUUACUUUGCGGUUCUCCUAAUGCACCGCGAGCGGAGAGAUGAUGCUAUGUGUGCAAAGAAGUAUGGUGAAGACUGGGAGAAAUACAGGAGAACUGUGAAGUGGAGAGUUGUGCCUUGGGUGUACUAGGUAAACGUGAAAUCUGCGUAUCAAUUCAUUAAAAGUAUGUACAGCCAUCUCUCGCUAUACAUCUUCAAAGAUAAUGCAUUUGCUAUAGUGCAAUGUCACGAGUGUAUAUAUGCGUAUAGUACUU
Messenger RNA from Aspergillus alliaceus, 1607 nucleotides. RefSeq names its product ergosterol biosynthesis ERG4/ERG24. Gene Ontology annotation, biological process: ergosterol biosynthetic process. The coding region runs from base 62 to 1483 and encodes 473 amino acids. Gene Ontology annotation, molecular function: Delta14-sterol reductase activity. The transcript has 3 exons. The record is from RefSeq and is a predicted model, not a curated record. NCBI's taxonomy places the organism in Eukaryota, Fungi, Ascomycota, Eurotiomycetes, Eurotiales, Aspergillaceae. Gene Ontology annotation, cellular component: endoplasmic reticulum membrane.